Molecule: messenger RNA, 1870 nt
Organism: Cyclopterus lumpus (lumpfish)
Lineage: Eukaryota; Metazoa; Chordata; Actinopteri; Perciformes; Cyclopteridae
Gene: tbx5b
Product: T-box transcription factor 5b
Exons: 8
Coding region: 1-1605 (534 amino acids)
Biological process (GO): pattern specification process; positive regulation of DNA-templated transcription; cardiac left ventricle formation
Cellular component (GO): nucleus
Molecular function (GO): DNA-binding transcription factor activity, RNA polymerase II-specific; RNA polymerase II cis-regulatory region sequence-specific DNA binding
Source: RefSeq, a predicted model, not a curated record
AUGGCAAACGGAGGGGACCAGUUCGGCCUUGCAGAGCCUCCGGACUCUGACUCCAUGGAUUCCCCAAAAGAAAUCAAACUGAAAAAUCCCAGCUACACCUUAAACUCACCAGCUUCACCGCAGAAAGCGUCCAGUCAGCAGGUACCGGCCUGUACGGCGGACCAUAAUGGGAUGGAAGGAAUCAAAGUUUUCCUCCACGACCGGGAACUUUGGACAAAGUUUGAUGAAGUGGGAACUGAAAUGAUCAUCACCAAGGCUGGGAGGAGGAUGUUCCCCAGUUACAAGGUGAAGGUCACAGGACUCAACCCGAAAACAAAGUAUAUACUCCUGAUGGACAUUGUGCCCGCGGACGACCACCGCUACAAGUUUUCAGACAACAAAUGGUCAAUAACGGGAAAGGCAGAGCCCGCGAUGCCCGGGAGGCUCUACGUCCACCCGGACUCCCCCGCCACCGGAGCUCACUGGAGCCGCCAGCUCGUCUCUUUUCAGAAGCUCAAACUCACGAACAACCACCUGGACCCCUUUGGACACAUAAUACUCAACUCCAUGCACAAAUACCAGCCUCGCCUUCACAUUGUCAAGGCUGACGAGAACAACGGCUUCGGCUCAAAAAACACGGCUUUCUGCACCCACGUCUUCUCUGAGACUGCCUUCAUCGGUGUGACGUCCUACCAGAACCACAAGAUUACACAGCUGAAGAUAGAGAAUAACCCUUUUGCGAAGGGCUUCAGAGGCAGCGAUGACAAUGAGCUGCACCGCAUGGCCAAGCUACAAAGUAAGGACUACCCCGUGGUACCUCGCAGUACUGUUCGUCAGAGAGCCUGUUCGACAGGCAGUCCCUUCAGUGGGGAGGGUCGGGGUCUGCAUGGAUCUCCCGAAGCUGUCGGAUCUCCCUACAGCUGCGAGAACGGCUUGAGCAGCGGCAGUCCCCAGGAGCUGCUGAGGGCUCCCCCUGCACACUACACCCUUCCUCAUCCUCAGCUGCAGCCCGGCCAACAGCCGCAGGUCUACCACUGCACCAAGAGGAAAGUGGAGAACUGCUCUUCAGGAAACCGGCAGCACCCGUACAAGAAACCCUACACCAGAAGCUCUCCGAGUGAGGGCGAGUCUUACUAUCACCCCUCCUCCUAUCCUCCUCCUCCACCCGGUCUAUCCAACAACCAACUCACUGACUCCCCCUUCAGCUCAGACAUGGGACAGCGUCAGGCCUGCAUGUUUGCCGGAGCCGAGCCCAGACUGGAUGAACUCAACCGUGCACCCUGGUCGUACACCUGCCCGCUGUCCUCUGCCAUGACCCCAAUGGAAACCUACCCACCUUACACCCCUCAUCCUCCCUACAGCUCCAGUCCGCAGGGUUCCCGACUCAGCGCUUUGGCCCACCAGAGCUCUCCGGCGCUUGGAGAACACAUCACCCACGACCCCUAUCAGAGCCAGAGCUCUGGACCUUCAUCUCAGAGCUCCCAAAACAUUCACAGCAGGCAGCUGAGCCCUCCUCUCAGAGAGUAUCCACGCUACACGCCCAACCUGUCUCCUCCUCUCUACCACACACUAGAAACACACACACACAUCAGAUGUGGCGUCCCCGAAUGGAGUGCAGCCUCCUAACUGAACCAGAGGACACAUACAAAAGACUGACAGAGAUUCCUCGUCUCAAAUUCAGUGACCCUUGUUUUUGCUUCGCUGAAAGAUGCCACGCCAUAUACGGACUGAAUAUGAUAUGACCUUUGUAACAUUUUUGUGAAAAGUGAUUUUGUGCCGUGUGGAGAAGUGUCAUCUGUUCCUCAUGUGUGCCCCCUGUGAUGGAUGGAGCAGUGAAUUGUGAAAGACUGGAUUUAGACAUCCAUGAAGUGUUGAAAGAAAAAAAAGAGUC